AUGGCCGGAAAGGAAUCGAUUCUCAACCAAAUCCACAUCUUCGAAUCGCAACACGCAGCCAUCCCCUGCCUCACACCAUCAUCGCCAACCUUCGACCAAGUGAGAGCCAUCUACGCGCACCCAGAGAUAGCGCCCCUGGCUAUCAUCCGGCCACAAUCCAUCGAGGAUGUAAGCACCACCUUGUCUUCUCUAUCCGCCAACAGAAUCCCCUUUACAGUCCGUAGCGGCGGACACGACAUGCACGGGCGCUCAAUGAGAAAUGAUGCUGUUGCGCUGGAUAUGCGGCUGCUCAACUCCGUCCGGAUCCACUCUAUCCCUGAAGAAGGGAAAGAAGCGGAGAAAACUUCAUCGACCGCGAUGGUAGGCGGGGGCAUCCUAACGGGUGAUUUGAUUUCCGCCCUGCAGGAGCAGGGGUUUGUGACUCCAGUACCGUCCCUUCCUGCGGUGGGGUAUGUGGGGUGGGCGAUGUACGGUGGGUAUGGCGCGUACAGUGCCCGGUUUGGGCUCGGGGUCGAUCAAAUUGCUGGGGCGAGAGUGGUCGACGCGCGUGGGGUGGUCGUCGAAGCUGAUCAUGAGUUACUGACCGGCAUUCGUGGUGCUGGAGGUGCGUUCGGGGUUGUUGUUGAGCUUACAGUGAGGAUUUAUCGGGUUGAUCGGAUUCUCGCCGGCAUGAUCAUGUUCAAAUCAGACAACCUGUCUUCUGUUAUACCAGAAUAUAACAGACGUUACAGGGCCCUAGCAGCCUCCGGUCUUCCACCGCCACUAAGCGUCCAACAGGGCGUCCUGAACGCCCCGACUCCAACGUUCACAGUCCUCUUCGUCUGGUCCUCUCCCGGUCUCGACGAGGGCUACAAAUGGCUCGCCAAAAUCAAGAGCCUCGGACCAUUUAUUGCUAGCACAGUGCAAGAAACAACGCCGCGGGGAUGUCUCGAGGAAGCAGAACGGCACUUCGCCAAGUCAACGCAGGGCAGCAUGUGGACGAUUAGUCUGCGGAGCAUCACAGACGAAGUCGCCAACGUCAUCGCGCACUAUACGACGAAUAUGCCCUCGGAUCCGCAUAUCUUAUUCGACAUGCAUCAGCUCCGCGUGUGCUCGCCUUGUGCAAGGCCGAAGGAACUAAAGUCUGUUUUCUCGGCGAGAGAGCCGCAUUUUGCAGUCGAGAUUAAUACGAUCGUUGAGGAUGGCAGGAAGCUGGGAGACGCGUUGGCGUGGGGGAGAGAUUUUAGAGAUGCGCUUCGGAAGACAAGCGCGGAGAAUAUCUUCCCUGCGCAGUAUCUGUCAUUUAUGCGCGAGGAGGAGGUGGAUCAUUCCAAGAUUUUUGGAGACCACCUUUCGUUUCUGAGGGGGCUGAAGGAGAGACUUGGUCCGGGAAACGUGUUCAAGGCGGCGAUUUCUUACUUGUGA
Aspergillus calidoustus is the source of this 1404-nucleotide messenger RNA. NCBI's taxonomy places the organism in Eukaryota, Fungi, Ascomycota, Eurotiomycetes, Eurotiales, Aspergillaceae. The record is from the annotation of a GenBank genome assembly.